Messenger RNA from Physcomitrium patens, 2475 nucleotides. Its product is annotated as ATPase family AAA domain-containing protein FIGL1. Gene Ontology annotation, molecular function: ATP binding; ATP hydrolysis activity. The record is from RefSeq and is a predicted model, not a curated record. Lineage: Eukaryota; Viridiplantae; Streptophyta; Bryopsida; Funariales; Funariaceae.
GUUUCGAGCUUCCGGUUGAGCAUUUGCUACGCUUCUCGCAUCCACUACUGCAUUUGAAUGUCCGCGCGAAGCUACGUCCCACCACCGCCAUCGCCUCGUUCAAGUUUCAAGUUAGUUUCACACCCCUCCCGCCUACUCGAUCAAAUCCUGCAGGAUGAAGAGAAAGGACCAUAAUUUUUAGUAGAGAGGCAUGGACGAAAGUGGUAGAGAACAAGUCCCCUGAACUAAGAAAUGGAGAAGUCACAAGCGGACACCGCCGUAGCUGAUCUUGCGAAGGGAGGGAUACAGCAGAAGAUAUACAGGUUGCACUCGUUCCUUUUUGGCAUAGAUGCAGCUUGUAGUAGAGGAGACUCGGAGACAGCCCUGGGUCUUGGUCUUCGAUUGCUCGGAUUCUUGGAGAGCGAAUGCAAGUCAAUUGAGGACGUUACAUACAUUGAGCCAAUCAAGAGGCAGGUGCUGAAGAAGAUCGCAACAGCCUCCCAGGAAACGCAAGUUGACAGGCUGGCACUGGAAGAAGCCCGUGCUGCUUCUGACUUCAAAUUUCGGCAGGGAAAGACUAUUGAUGUUGAGAGGAUAGAAAAUGAAGCUUUUUACCGUGCUUUUGUGCAGAGAUCAAAGCCCGAGGACAAUGCUGCCCACAGCACCACUAAAGACAUAUCUAAUAACCUGGUUCCAGAGACGAAAAACUCAACGGCAGACGUUCCUCAUCGGGACGGAGUUCUUGAUUUGGGAGAAGAGGUUAACGGUUUUAGAUCCAGUAAAGCACCGGCUCAGUCCAGGCUUACAUCUCUAUAUACUCAUGCACAUCAAAAGGUUGCUGAAACUGUCUUGAAAGAUCCUGAUUUUCUAGGAGUAGCUCCUAAAGCAAAAUACUCUGCAGCUACUCUACCUUCAGCAGGAUCAUAUCGCCGGCGGGCAACCGAAAACAGAGACAACGAUCGUUUGCCCUCUCCUGAGUCUGAAGCAAAGAUCAACCCUUACAGUCUUAACCGCAAAAGACCAAAUAAUCCCUAUGGAGCCAAGAGAAAACCUGAGAAGUUCAAAAAAGCGUCCAGGGAGGUCCCCAAGGAGGUCGCCAGGGAGGAAAUGAGUUCCGAUGAUGAUUCUCCGAGUGAACCUCCAUCAGUUAGUUUUGUAACAGCAAAACAAAAAUUGGCAUUAGAUUUAGCCAAAAAGAAUGGAGCUACACCUGCUUCGAAUUCAUAUCAAAGUGGACCGAGUACUUCUUUUGCCUCUAGGCCACCUGGGAAAACCUUAGGAAUGUCAAGGCGUGGUGUUCGUGGCUCCUUCAUACCUCCAAUACGAGGCGCAAAUGCACCCUCAGCUGGAGCUGCUGUAGGUGCCGUAUCUAUGCCACGUGGACCUUCUGCAGAUAAUACUGCCACUGAGGAUUCAACCCGAAAAUGCAUGGAAAUGUUGGCGGGACCUGAUGGAGAAUUGCCAGACAAAUUGAAAAAUUUAGAACCCCGUCUUCUUGAACAUGUCAGUAAUGAAAUCAUGGAUCAAGAUCCCAACGUUCGUUGGGACGACAUCGCCGGACUAGAGCACGCCAAGAAAUGUGUAACAGAGAUGGUGAUUUAUCCUCUCUUACGCCCAGAUAUCUUUCAAGGUUGUCGUGCUCCUGGCAAAGGCCUCUUGCUUUUUGGUCCUCCUGGAACAGGCAAGACUAUGAUUGGAAAAGCUAUAGCUGGGGAAGCGAAGGCGACAUUUUUCUCGAUAUCUGCAAGCUCUUUGACAAGCAAAUGGAUUGGUGAAGGAGAAAAGCUUGUUAGAGCCCUCUUCGGAGUUGCCAGCUGCCGUCAGCCAGCUGUCAUAUUCAUCGAUGAGAUUGACUCUUUGCUGUCACAGCGAAAAUCAGAAGGUGAACACGAAUCUAGUAGAAGAUUGAAGACUCAGUUUUUAAUUGAGAUGGAAGGCUGUGGAAGUGGUAACGAACAAAUCCUCCUAAUUGGAGCAACGAACAGGCCUCAAGAGCUUGAUGAGGCUGCCCGGCGACGGCUAUCUAAACGGCUCUAUAUUCCUUUACCUUCCCAUGAGGCAAGAGCGUGGAUUGUUCGCAGUCUUUUGCAGAGAGAUGGGCUCCUCUCUUUGUCAGACGAGGAUGUUGAUUCUAUCUGUACAGCUACGGAUGGUUAUUCAGGUUCAGAUAUGAAAAACCUAGUUAAGGAGGCUUCAAUGGGGCCUCUUCGAGAACUUUUAAUGCAGGGCAAAGAUAUUAGCAGUAUUAGUCCACAUGAUAUGAGACCUAUUUCUUUACAGGACUUUGUUAAUGCAUUGCAACAAGUCAGACCGUCUGUUUCGCCUGACGAGCUUGGGAUGUAUGAGGACUGGAAUCGGCAAUUUGGUAGUCUAGCACUUUAGUCAGGGUAUCUGUUGGUCAAGCCCUUGUAGCCUGCUGCAAUGGAUUUGUAAGAAUGUUUCUUUGAUCACGUGUAACAAAGUUGGAUAAGCGGCAAUUUUCGGCAAGUGUCGACA